Toxorhynchites rutilus septentrionalis is the source of this 1617-nucleotide messenger RNA. RefSeq lists its product as uncharacterized. Gene Ontology annotation, biological process: proteolysis. Lineage: Eukaryota; Metazoa; Arthropoda; Insecta; Diptera; Culicidae. Gene Ontology annotation, molecular function: nucleic acid binding; aspartic-type endopeptidase activity; zinc ion binding. Bases 1 to 1617 code for a protein of 538 amino acids. The record is from RefSeq and is a predicted model, not a curated record. The transcript has a single exon.
AUGAAGCAACAAGAAGGCGAGAGGUUUGCGGAAUUUGUUAUCAGGAUUAGACAACAAAUUAGUGAAUGUGGCGUCGAUAAAUAUGAACAGAGCGUUUGUAAGAUUCUUACAGACAUCAUGCUGACAGAUACUAUAAUAGAGGGCUAUAUAUCAGAUGAACUACGGAAGCAGAUUCUGCAGAAAGAUCGAUCAGUAGAAGAAAUCGAAGAAAUCGGAAAAUCACUGGAAGGAGUUCAGAAACAAAUGAAAGAUUUUGGAUCAAACCGCGAGGAGUUUAGGCAACAUGAGCGCGUUUAUGGUAUUCAAACCAAACGACGGUAUCAGCCAUUGAAGCAGAAAGAAGACUUUCUACAGAAAUUCAAAAAUCCGGAGAUGAACUGUUUCAAAUGCGGGCUUUUCGGACACAUUUCGAGUGACACACGAUGUCCGGCCAGAGGAAAAUGGUGCAAGCGAUGCAAGAAAAUAGGACAUUUUGAAGCCCGAUGUCGGAUGCAAGUCAGACCUUUCUCACGUUGGAAGGAAGAAACAGUAGGAGCCAAGAAGAUUCGAGCUGUAAAACGUACUGCUGCACAGGACCAGAAAGUCCAAGAAUUAAAUGUAAUUGAGGCUACAGAACCGUCGUCGGAUAAUUCAUCGAAAACAUAUUACGCUUUCUAUUCUGGAAACGAGUCAAAUACGGUAAAAUGUGUGAUCGGAGGUGUUUCUCACUCGAUGUUGGUUGACUCAGGAGCAGAGGCAAAUUUGAUUACUAGUGAUGCUUGGAAGGAAUUUAAAUCUGCGGGAAUCGAAGUAAUCAGCUGUAACAAAGGGAGCGAUCGUAUACUGAAAAGCUACGCCAACGACACUCCUCUCACGGUAUUGGGCACGUUUACAUCAGUUGUCCGGGCUGGAAUAAGAUCCGUAGAAGCCGAGUUUUUCGUGAUCCAAGGAGGUCAACGGUGUCUGUUGGGAGAUGCUACGUCCAAACAAUUGGGAAUAUUAAAAAUUGGCCUGGAGAUCGAUCGUAUUUCAGAAAAUAUAGAGCAACUUUCAAAGAUUGCUGGCGUUAGUGUUCAUAUUCAUUUGGAUCCAGAUGCUAAACCGAUUUUUCAACCUAUGAGGAGAGUUCCCGUAGCACUGGAGGAAGCUGUGAACAGGAAACUUGAAGAGCUAAUUGCGAGAGAUAUUAUCGAGGAGAAAAAAGGUCCGGUGAGCUGGGUAUCUCCAUUGGUAGUAGUUGGAAAGGCGAACGGCGAACCUAGGAUUUGUCUGGAUCUAAGGAGAGUUAACGAAGCUGUACUGAGAGAAAGACAUCCAAUGCCAAUGAUCGAUGACUUCCUAGCCAGAGUUGGACCGAAUAUGAUACGUAGCAAAUUGGACGUCAAAGAUUCCUUCUUGCAACUCGAGUUGAAUGAGUCUUCAAGAGAUGCAAUGGUAUUCCUUACAUCAAAAAGAAAGUACCGGUUCAAGCGCAUGCCCUUCGGACUAGUGUCGGCUCCUGAAAUUUUUCAAAAAACCAUGGACGCAAUAUUGGCAGGUACUGAGGGCACUUGGUGGUACAUCGAUGAUGUGUAUAUAGAAGGAAAGGACAAGGAGGAACAUGAUCAACGUGUAAAGAAGGUAGUAAAAAUUAUGUAA